Acanthamoeba castellanii str. Neff is the source of this 2085-nucleotide messenger RNA. Its product is annotated as Serine/threonineprotein kinase. The coding region runs from base 1 to 2085 and encodes 694 amino acids. The record is from RefSeq and is a predicted model, not a curated record. NCBI's taxonomy places the organism in Eukaryota, Discosea, Longamoebia, Acanthamoebidae. Gene Ontology annotation, molecular function: ATP binding; protein kinase activity. Gene Ontology annotation, biological process: protein phosphorylation. The transcript is spliced from 11 exons.
AUGUUGAAGAACUUUUUGGGCCGAAGGAAGACGGUGCCCAAGACGCCUCCGCCCGAGCGAAAGUCGUCGGAUAGUCCCAAGGAGAACGAAGCGCAACCGGUCGAGGGUGGUGUUGUCAAGGAGGAAUGGACGAUUAACUACGACGACUUGGAGUUUGCCGAGGAAAUUGGAAGCGGAGCGUUCGGUACGGUGUUCAGGGGCGACUACUACGGCACGGUGGUGGCCAUCAAGAGGCUCAACGCCGCCAACAACCUGCAGCAGGAGCACCUCAACAAAUACAUCCAACGCGAAGUGGCCCUCCUCAAGGGCAUCCACCACCCCAACAUCGUCCAGUUCAUGGGCCUCUGCAAGCACGAAUCGGGCACCUACCUCGUCACCGAGUUCGUCGCUGGGGGCAACCUGAAGGACUUCCUCGAGCGGAACGACCCGCCGUGGAAGAUGCGCGUGGUGAUGGCCAUGGACAUCGCCGUCGCCCUCAACUUUAUGCACAAGAAGGGCCUCGUCUACCGAGACAUCAAGCCCGAGAACCUGCUGCUCACAGAGAACGGUCGCAUCAAAGUCUGCGAUCUGGGUCUCGCGCGUACGCAGAACAAGAUGAACUACAUGACCAUCGCCGGUUCGGACGACUACAUGGCGCCCGAGGUCCUCCUCGGUGAGAAGUACGACGAAAAGUGCGACGUGUUCGGCUUUGGCGUACUGCUCGGAGUGAUCGUGGCCCGCAAGAAGAUGCCCAUGCGCAAGGAGAAGACCCACUACGCCUUCGACCUGAGGGCGGUCGAGAAGCUCAUCCCCCCUGGCUGCCCGCCCCGGCUGAAGCAGCUGGUGAUCGAUUGCUGCAAGUCGAACCCCAACGACCGACCGGACUUUAAGGAGGCGCUGAACAUCAUCAGGGACAUCCAGAAGGAGGUCGACCUUGAGGACAGCCGCGGCGAUAGAGGAAGAUCCGCGUCGGUCACUCAGUACAACCCCUACGAUCGUGCCGGCGAAAGAGACCGAGCCUACACGGUGUCGUAUGGCGCCGGAUACGAGCAGCCGCCUCUCCCUCCCAGUGUGGUGAAGGACGAUAGCGGCUACGAGUACCAAAGCCAGGGCAGCGACGCGUCAUCCGGCCAGGCGUCCAGCGACAACUACGCCUUCUUCAAGUACCGAAAGAUGGCCUCUUUCUCUCUUUCUCCCUUCUAUCUCUCCCUCUCCAAUCUCUUUUCUUUCUUUUCUUUCUUUUUUCCCCUCUUUUUCUCACACAUGCCUCUACCCCUCUUGUGUUCCUACUUCCACUCCACCUUCUCUCUUUCUCUCUUUUCCUCUUCUUUCAACUCUCAAUAUUGUAUCCCUGGCCUCGCCCUGGUCCCUCUCGCCCUCGGUCUCUCUCCCCGUCUCUCUGUCGCCCGCACUCUCCUGCUUCUCCAUUUCCCCUGCAGUGUGAAUGGCUGGACGCCACAACACAACGGUCGAGGCCAUGCGCGUCGAGGCCACGAGACCGACCCGUCGUCGUUCACCACCUCCGGCGUUUCGACGACAUACGACGAUGGCGACGACGGCCACAGUGUACAGAACGCGAGGAGGAGGAGGGCCGAAGAGAGAAGCGACAGCGACAGCGGGGAAGAGCGGGAGGAGGACAGCGACGACGACGACGACGAGGGGGUGCUGGUGGAAAGCGAAGCGAGCAGCCACUAUCACAACGCCCACACCAACAUGAACGCUAACACCACCGAGAGUGAGAGCAGCCGAGUGAACGAUGGUGCCGGCAGCGACGACGACGAAGUGCGACCGCUGGACGAAAUGCAACGAAGCGAGGAGAAGAUGAUGACGCGUCGCAAGGAGACACGGGACCAAAAGAACGAAGAGCGACACCGCCAAAGAACGACAACAGCGCCCGCACCGCCCGCCCGACAGUGGUCCGCCACCGCCGAUUUUGACUCCGACCGCUCCGAAUCGGACUUGGAAUCGUCGUGCUCAUCGUCCAACUCGCCGCCCCUUCCUUCUCGCUCGCCCACCCCCUCCCCGUCGCCGCUCAACGCUCCCUCUUUCCCUCCGCCCGGCUUCCGCCACCACACGGACGACAAGACGUCGAAGAGAAGAACCUGA